Wallemia mellicola CBS 633.66 is the source of this 7287-nucleotide messenger RNA. Its product is annotated as ARM repeat-containing protein. Gene Ontology annotation, molecular function: microtubule plus-end binding; microtubule plus end polymerase activity. The transcript is spliced from 13 exons. NCBI's taxonomy places the organism in Eukaryota, Fungi, Basidiomycota, Wallemiomycetes, Wallemiales, Wallemiaceae. Gene Ontology annotation, cellular component: spindle pole; centrosome; microtubule plus-end. The record is from RefSeq and is a predicted model, not a curated record. Gene Ontology annotation, biological process: mitotic spindle organization; establishment or maintenance of microtubule cytoskeleton polarity; microtubule polymerization. Bases 1 to 7287 code for a protein of 2428 amino acids.
AUGGGAUUCAGUUUGGGUGCUAAUGUUCUGACAAAAUACAUUGGUGAGGAGGGCGAUAGAUGCCCAUUCAAAGCUGCUAUCUCAUUAGCCAACCCUUGGAAUCUACUCAAAGGUAGCGAGCAACUUGAGUCUUCUUAUAUGGGCCACUACCUUUAUAAUCGUGCGAUGGGAAAAAGCUUGAAGAAGUUAAUGAAUGCACACGAGCACGCUGUUAAAGAUGUAUAUGCUGAUGAUCUCGCUCGAUUAGCGUCCUUCAAAUGGCCUACUAUCAGGGAUUUCGAUAACACAAUCACCCGGAAGCUUGGUGGCCAUCCACCACACUUCCCAUUUCCAUCGGCAGAGGCCUAUUACGCCUGGGCGUCAUCUACAGGAUAUCUCCAUAACAUAAAAAUACCAGUACUCGGAUUGAAUGCUGAGGAUGAUCCGAUAGUCUCCAAAGAAGCCUGGCCGGAGGCUGCGGAUGAAUGCAAGAGUUCGCCUUCAGAUAUCUACAAGUGCAAGGUCAAUCCACUCGUAGAGAUAUACCACACCAAGUACGGAGGACAUCUCGCCUGGUUUGAAGGUGGUAGCCCAGUGUCUACAUUCGUCAAAGGGCCAAAUUACCGAGACAACUAUCCACCACCCCGUCGUUGGUUUGCGAAACCCAUUGCGAGAGUCGUUGAGCGUCUUUUCACGAAGGAGUUCGCUUCAGCGCCUGGUAGUAAUAUAAUGCCCGUCAAAUCGACUGACGAGAACGUCGAAUGGGAGACAGACGAUAAAGAGCAUAUUAAAUAUGUCGGAUACAGCUUAGUAACAAAGGACGAGAUAAUACACGGUGGUGAAGAAUCACAGCAUAUUGUAAACCAAGAGAUGGACGGCCCACCGCCGCCAGAAGAAGAUUUCAGUCAAAUAGCACUAAAUGAACGCGUUAAACAUUCAUCGUGGAAAGCAAGGCUGAGCGCAUACACUGAACUUAUCGACCAUUUCAAGAAGAGCGCCUCUGAUGAUGAUCCGAUCUUCAAACCAUGGCUUAGCGACGUCGAGUUACUGAGGAAAUUCGUCACAGACACAAAUGCAGCUGCUCAAGAUAAGGGUAUUGAAGCACUCACUGAAUUGCUCAAACAAUCAGGUCAAAAUGCUGCGAGCCUCUCUAGUGAACUUUCUAAACCAACGAUUGAGAAAGGCUUCAACGCUUCAAGGCCAGCAACAAAGUUGAAGGCUAUCGAGUUGUCUUUGUCUUUCGUCGAAGUCGAAGGCACUGCAGAUACAGUGAUCUCGAGUAUCAUCGAAUCACUCGCUGCCAAGCAACCAAAGUUGGUAGCAACCUGCGUAACAGCCUUGAAGGAACUUGUCUCUCAAUUCGGCUUCAAGCCUAUAUCUAAUACCAAGCCUCUACUCAAAUCGCUCACAAAGAUAUUUGGUCACUCAGACAAGACAGUCAGGUCUGAGGGCACUCUACUCACUCAAUCAAUAUAUACCUAUUUGGGUCAAUCAUUAUUCCCGCUUCUCGAGGAACUCAAGCCGGUUCAGGUGAAAGAACUGAAGGAAGGUUUCGAGAAGUUAGAUAGCGAAGGCAAAGGUGCUGGUACAGGAAAGCCAACACGUCUCACCAGAAAAGCUCAAGCUGAGGUAGAUAAUGCUGUGGGUGGUGAAGGUCCCGCAGAGGAAGCAAUAGAUGUUGACAAUGGUGCCGAUCUUGGUUUCGAUCCAAACGAGGAUAUACCACCAGUUGAUGUAGUUGCAUCACUUAACCCAGAGUUUUAUACCUUGAUUGAAAGCAAAAAGUGGCAGGAAAGAAAGGAGGUCAUCGAUCAACUCUUAGAGACACUCAAUAAGGCACCAAAAGUUGAACCAUCAUCGGAUUAUUCUGAUCUUAUCAAUGCUUUGGCUAAGCAUAUCUCAGAGCUGAACAUUAACGUCGUUAUUGGUGCUGCACAGGUAUUAGAGAAACUUGGAAAAGGUUUACCUGCACCCACAUUCGCUGGUUUCAAGAACACAAUUUCUAAACCGUUAUUUGAACGUCUGAAGGAGCGUAAAGCAACAGUUGCUGAUGCUCUCGGUGGAGCUUUAGAUGCAAUGUUUUCUGCCACAGGAUUUGCUGAAUUUAUGGACGACAUUACAACAUAUGCUAAGCAUAAGAAUCCUCAAGUUAAGCAAGGUACUCUUUCAUUCCUUGUUAGGGCUCUCAAGAAUACUAAGCUUCCACCAACACUAUCCGAGCAAAAAGAAAUCGGUAGCAUAUGUACCACCACAUUAGAAGACAGUUUUGAACCUGUUAGAGCUGCAUCAGCCGAAUCGCUUGGUACAUUAAUGAAAAUUGUCGGAGAGCGCGCGAUGAACCCUAUCAUUGAGGGUCUGGAUGGUCAGCGCAAGAGUAAGGUUAUGGAGUUUUAUGAGAAGGCUGAAGUCAAGGCCAAACCUGGAUUCAAACCAAAGGGUGUUCCAGCGCCAGCUGCAAAACCAGUUCCGGCGAAACCAGCGCCAGCUACUGCUCCAAAGAAACCGGCUGCAGUACCUGCUAAACCAAAGGUGCCCUCACCUCCUGCACCAUCUGAUGACUUUGAUGAUUUCGCAAAGCCUGCUUCACCUGCAAAGCCAACUUCAAGGGGACCACCGUCAAGGUUACUUGCCAAGAAACCUCCAUCUGUGGCUCAACCAACGGCUAAGCCAGCACCGGCACCAGUCCCAACAGCUAGCAGCAGUAAACCGAAAUCAACUGGUGGUGUUGCUCCGUCUGAACAACCAAAGUUCUCAAUGUCAGCUGAAGAUGCCGAAGCAAAGGCAACUGAGGUUAUACCAGAAACUCUCGUAAAUCAAUUAGGUGAUAGCAACUGGAAGGAGCGUUUACAAGGUAUGGAGGAUUUACACAAGUGGUGUAUUGAUGAUCAAAACCACCAACAACUUUCUUGUGAAGUGCUUUUCCGUUUCUUGAGCAAAAAGCCUGGUUGGAGUGAGAAGAAUUUCCAAGUUUCCGCAAAGCAAUUCGCACUUCUUGGUGUUCUAGCCGAGAAUUCUGAGUCUUUCAAUAGAGCUUGCGCAAGUUUAGCUAUCGGACCUUUAGUUGAAAAGCUGGGUGAUAUGAAACUUAAGAAACCUGCUGGAGACACAUUGACAGUCUUCUCAGAGAAAACAUCUCAUCAAUUCGUAUUAAGUCAAGGGUACGAAGCUAUGACAAAGAUCAAAGCGCCAAAGGCUCAGGCUGACGCUCUCUUGUUUGUCCAGCAACUUCUCACUGAAUUUGGUAUUACCGGUUUGGCUUUAAAGGAUCUCAUCGAGUUUUUAAAGACUGGCUUGAAGUCUGCCAAUGCAAUGGUUAGAACUAAUGCAACAAAGACGCUUGUCACCUUGAAGCUUUUCGUUGGUUCAGACAUUAGAAGCUUCUUAGAUGAUCUUAAUCCACAGUUACUCAGCACCAUUGAUUCAGAAUUUGGAAAAGUCGAAGGUCAAGAACCACCUGAGCCUAUACGUUCAUGUGCAGACGCAGCAAAACCAGCUGCAGGAGGUCCAUCGAAUGGAGGAAGUGCUCCUGCUGGUGGUGACGCUCUUGACGAUCUUUUCCCUCGUCAAAAUCUCGAUAAGUUAAUUCCAGCAGGUACCGUAGCAGGAUCUAAGAGCGACGCAUGGAAGACACGUAAAGAAGCACUUGAGGCAUUGCUUGGCGUAUUAGACGUAAAGCAGAACUCGAGGCUUCAGCCAAAUAUGAAUCCAGAUCUCGGUAGUGCUCUCAAAGGAAGACUCGGUGAUCAAAAUAAGAUUGUACAAGGUAUGGCACUCACUAUCAUUCAAAAAAUUGCUUUGGGUAUGGGUAAGCCAUUCGAAAAGUACGUCAAAACGUUUGUGCAAGGUGUUGCAGGUAUCGCAAGUGACCAGAAAGCUAAUGUCAGAGCGGCUGCUAUCGCAACCUUGGAUGCGAUGGCAACUGCUUGUGAAGGUAUAGAUUUAUUAGUCUCACCUUUGAGUACUGCCCUGGAAUCACCAAACCCAACAUUGCGUUCGAAUGUCUUAGAAUGGCUUAAUGUAUUCCUCGCUGAAAAGAUUCCACCAUCUCGUUCAACUGAUUUAGCACCAUUGGCAUCACCAGUUAUAAGUUCUUUGGAGGAUAGGAACGGUGAUGUUAGAAAGAAUGCACAAGCUCUUCUUCCAUACAUCAUUGCAAGUGCUGGUUACGAUUUUGUUGAAAGCAAGACAGAUAAGCUCAAGCCUGCAGCUAAAAAUACGGUACUUCCAAUUCUUCAGUCAGCUAAAGGAAUAGCCAAGCCCGCUGCAGCACCGGUGCCACCAAAAACAGCAGCUCCAAUGCCGGCACCAGGGCCUGCUACAUCCGCUCCAACACGUCCAAAGGUACCUGGUUCGAUUCGUCCACCUCCUACAGCUGGACCAGGUACGCCUAUUAAGGCUAAACCAACUGCCAUGCCACCCCCAGCAGCUGAUGCUUCAUCAAUACGCCCACCUGGUAGUAUGCGCAGUCGCUUUGGUGCAUUAUCCAGAUCAACAGCCGCGCCAGCGCCAGAGGAAGACGAGGGUGGCUUUGGAAUUAAAGCUAAAGUACCAAUGAAGAAGCCAUCAACAAGCUCAAUAGCUAGUACAUCUGCCACUCAGACUUCAAAAUCUCAAUCAACAUAUCCAUUUACUUCAUCAGAUUUGAUGAGCAAACGUCAAAGAGCUGUAAAGGAUGGAAAUGCUAGAUUUACACUCGGUGGUGAUGCUGGAAUUAGGCCUGAACAAAUCGAUUAUUUGGAACAUCAAAGUCAACCAUUUUUGUCCACACAAUUGCAUAAUUUGUUAUUCAGUACAGAUCAUCACGCUGAGUCUGAUUACUUAGCUGGAUUGGCUAUCAUCAAUGAUGCAAUUCAAGAUGCUUUUGGUGAUUCUGAUAAUUAUGGCCUAGGCGUCGAGAAAUCCCGUCAAUUUAUUCUUGCAAAUGUUGAUAUUAUUCUCAAGUAUGUCACUUUGAGAUUGUUCGAUAACAACACAAGUAUUUUAUUGCGUACUCUUGAGGUUAUCGAGUCAACUUUGAAGGUUGUUGAUGAAGUAAACGCUCAGCUUACUGAUUAUGAAGCGAAUGCAUUCUUGCCAACAUUGAUCGUUAAAUCUGGUGACGGUAAGGAACCUGUUAGAGUGCGCAUUAGAGGUAUACUCAGGUUGCUCGGUCGUUCAUACCCACCAAGUAAAGUGUUUAAUCAGUUAAUUGAUCAUGGAACUACAUGCAAGAAUUCUCGAACAAGAUCAGAGUCUAUCGAUGAGCUCGGUUCUAUCAUCAAUAGGCACGGAAUGGGUGUACUCACAUCAAACAAGGCUUUAAAGAUAAUCGGUGCCAGUUUGAGUGACAGAGAUAGUUCAGUAAGGAACUCAGUCCUGAAUACCUUGGUGGAGGUUUACAAGUUAGUUGGUGAUCAAGUUUGGUCUAUGGUUGGUGAUCUACCACCUAAGGAGAAGAGUAUGAUGGAAGAGCGUCUCAAAAGACAACCUGAGAGGGGUUCUGCCAUACCUGCUAAAGCGGCGGUUGGUUCCAAGAUCGCUCAGCGUCCUUCAUCUUCGCUUAGCAAAUUAUCUCAACCAAGUACCUUCCGUGCUGAGUCACCUAGUAGACCUGAUUCGAGAAGCUCAUCUAGAGCAUCCUCACGUACAGUUAACAGACCACAAUCUCCUGCUGUCGAUUCCCCUCGCAAAGCUAUACCUACGUCGAAGAUUGGAGGAGUUCGAGGUAUUCGUCCACCAUCACAGCUAGGUAGAACCUCGACCUUGCCUCAACCUUCCUCUGGAUUACCUCAACCAAGUGCAGGAUCAGCACUUCCUCAGCCAAGCAAUAGUUCCGCUUCUCAAUCAAUUAAAGACAAUACAUCAAGGCCCACAUCACUCACUUCAACGAAGUCAGCCUUUUCUUCACUUUCAAAUCUUAACAAUGACCCACCGACUGACCCAAUUGCCGGAAUCCUCUCAAACGAACCUGACAGAAGUGUUGAUUCUUUAAAGGUCAUCCAGCGGAAGUUGGAAAGCCCAACUGAAGAUUUGGUUAGACAAGCUGACAGGUUGGUCACAAAUAUAACCACACAGAUGUUCAAUACUUUCGAAGCUCUUAGAGAAGAUAUGGUACCAAAUGUCUUCAGACUUGCCAAACAUUUAAUUCAAACUCUCAAUGCCACAGUUGAUUCACCUACAAUAGCGGCAACACUUUCAAGUGACUCAAUUAGGCUUUUGUUGGAAGAGCUUACGACAAGAUUGUUACAGACUGCUGAUAGUCCGUCGCUUAAAGACUUGUCAAGGUUUAUUAACAUGCUUUUACUUCGGUUAUUCACACAUGGUGACCUAACCGCAAUUUUCAGCGCCUUAUUCGACUUACUUUCAGCUGCUACUAUCAACUUACACGAUUUGAGAGUAAAAAAUGAAAGUCCUGAGGCUAAACUUCCUGAGUUGGUCUUGAAAUGCGUUUGGAAAACAGCAAGAAAUGUCAAAGAUGACCUACAAGCUGAGAGAUUGGAUGCUAGCGUAUUGCUUUACACACUUGAGCAAUUUUUACAGAAAAUUCCACCAGCUGAAUGGCGGAGUAGAGCAGCUGACGAAAUUGCACUUGGUGAUAUGCCAUUGCGUACAGUUAAGACUAUCAUUCAAAGUUUAGUUUCUGUUUACGACGACAAGGUCUAUGAGAAACUCGACCUGGUGUCAAACCCAGAGGACUCAAUCGUAUAUACUUAUCUGUAUAGGUUGCUCAAUAGAGGUCCACCUAGCGCAAACGAUGGUGGAAUCGGAUUGGGUAUUAAAAACGUCCCAACAGCUUCAUCAAAUGGUAGCGAACUUCAAGCUUCACAAACCUCUCAGGAAGAAUACGAAGUCAAUGAGCGUCUCAGAAGGAUAUUUGAUAAGAUUUCGGAAUCUACGACCAAUAAAGAAGGUAUCGCUGAUCUUUAUACGUUCCAAAAGGAGCAUCCAGAAAAGCAACCACGUAUAGAAAAGCAAUUAAGUGAUUUGGGAGAGGUUUUCAACUCUUACAUAAAGAGAGUGUUGCAGAGACUAGCUGGUGAAGACGCUGAGCGUGCUAGCAUUACGUCUCCAGCGCUUACGCAAUCAGCACAAUUAGAUUCAGCACCUGUUCCACAGUCGCCUGGUGUGGCUGUCCCAAGAUCUAGAUCUUCGCUUUCGAGCCAACACGAGCACAGAACGUCAUUGGAUGAGAAGAACUUGAACAGAAUAAGUACAUUGUUUGGCUCUAAACCACAAUCUCUCUAUACUCCGGAAACUGAGGCUCCGACUGUCUUUUCACAAACUGAAAACUACCGUCAUACGAUUAAUGAAAACGAAGAUGUCUUUUAA